AUGAGCCACCCGGAGCCGGCGGAGGCCCAACCCCAACCCCAAGCCGAGGCCGAGCCUGAGGCCCAGGCAGAGCCUGACGCGAAACUCCUCCACACCAAGAGGCUGUACCGUUUUUUUGUUUUUAUCUAUGAGCUGGGCCUGAUCGAUGUACGAGCAUUUCAUGAAGUUAUUGACUUUCCUGCUCCACAGUUACAGAACUCUGAGCUACAGAGGGAUCUAGGUGUCCUGAUGGUCCUGCACACCAGAAGCCAAGAAAGUCCAGCCGAGGGCAGCCAGCAGAGGAUGCAGAUGAACUUCCUGAUCCUGGGCGCAGACCGGGUUGGCAAGUCAGCUCUCGCUGUUCGGUUCCUUACCAGGAGGUUUAUUGGAGAGUACGGAGAUAUCGAGACUGUUCACGCUCACACUAUGACAGUCAACGGGACUGAGAUGUGCCUCAACAUCUGGGACUCACUCCACCCGCGGAGCUGCAAGGUGACGGCUCAACCGACCGAAGAGCAGAUGCGCUGGGCCGACGGUUUCAUCCUGGUGUACAGCAUCUGCGACAGGGCGAGCUUCGAGGUGGUGCGGCAGCAGGUGGAGCGGCUCCGGAGGGCCAAGGGCGCCCGGGCGCCGGCGGUGGUGGUGGGCAACAAGCGGGACCUGGGCCACCGGCGGGCGGUCGCCGGGGAGGAGGGCCGCCUGCUGGCGCUGGCCGGCGGCUGCGGGUUCCUGGAGGUCUCGGCCGCCGAGAGCUACCACGGCGUCCUGCUGGCCUUCCAGCGGCUGCUGGCGCUGGCCUGGGAGUCCAAGGCGCCGGCCAAGAAGGUGGCAGGGCUGCGGGGCAUCGUGCGGAGCGUGUCGGCGGUGUUCGGGGGCAAGAGACGGGUCGAGUAG
This is a messenger RNA of Carcharodon carcharias (great white shark), 873 nucleotides long. Its product is annotated as ras-related and estrogen-regulated growth inhibitor-like protein. The record is from RefSeq and is a predicted model, not a curated record. Gene Ontology annotation, molecular function: GTP binding; GTPase activity. The coding region runs from base 1 to 873 and encodes 290 amino acids. The transcript has 6 exons. NCBI's taxonomy places the organism in Eukaryota, Metazoa, Chordata, Chondrichthyes, Lamniformes, Lamnidae.